This is a messenger RNA of Schizosaccharomyces osmophilus, 1185 nucleotides long. RefSeq names its product transcription factor TFIIA complex large subunit Toa1 (gene toa1). Lineage: Eukaryota; Fungi; Ascomycota; Schizosaccharomycetes; Schizosaccharomycetales; Schizosaccharomycetaceae. Gene Ontology annotation, cellular component: transcription factor TFIIA complex. The record is from RefSeq and is a predicted model, not a curated record. The transcript has 3 exons. Bases 1 to 1185 code for a protein of 394 amino acids. Gene Ontology annotation, biological process: transcription by RNA polymerase II; transcription initiation at RNA polymerase II promoter.
AUGGCGGUACUACCAUUAUCUACGAAGUAUCCUUUUACAAAUAAGGUAUCCGACUUCACCACCAUGUCUAAUUCUAUAGUGGGUGAAGUUUAUCAGCAUGUCAUUCUUGAUGUAAUUGCGAAUUCAAGAACAGAUUUUGAGGAAAAUGGUGUUGAUGAAGCCACACUUCAGGAAUUGCAAAAUUUAUGGCAAGGAAAGCUGGUGGCUACGAAUGUUGCUACUUUUCCAUGGGCUCAAGCCCCAGUUGGAGCAUUUCCUAUCGGUCAACUUUUUGAUCCUGUUACUGGAUUACGGACUGAUUCCUUGGACGUCGCUGCUGCAGCUGCAGCUGGUGCGACGAAUUCACCGAUUUUGAAUAAUAUAGCCGCCAUUCGGGCAGUUCAACAGAUGGAUUCGUUGGCUCAGCAACAUGGUGGCUCUCCUUUUUACCCUUCUCCUAGUUCUUCAGGUUUAAAUCAAACAACUCAACCGGGUACUUCCGCCGAAGGGUCGUCACUUUCUGAUAUGCCAAAUAAUAUGAACGCUCCCUUUACCUCUUAUAACAAAAGCACCUCUUUACAGUUACCCUCCAAUCCAAAUCCUGAAAACCCACCUAAUGAUUUAUCCUCAAGUGUUGUGUCCCCUUCUUCUGACAGGGCGGUUCCCCUAGAUUCAAAUUCAUCUAAUAAUAACGCUUUUGGUGGGCUUUUAUUACCUAAUCAAAAUUCUGUAAAAAAUGAAUCGACUGAAUCGCUACAGCCGCAACGAUCUUCAGAAAGUUCUGAAAAGAAAGACAUUCCACAGGCAGAUGGUAUAAUAUUAGAGGAUGAUGCGGAGUCUACAGUAUCUAAAAAGGGCAAAUACGAAUUGGCCCAUGAUGCAGACAAAAGGAUCAAGGAAAUGCUUGCUAAUAAUCGGGUACUACAGAUAGAUGGUACUUUUGAUGAUAAUGAGGAAGAUAAAAAAGAAAGUCCUGGCACUCCUUCCGAUGAAGCCAUUAAUUCUGAUCUUGAUGAUCCUGAUUCAGAUGAGGCCCCAGAAGCAGACGAGGGAUCUGACGUAGGACAAGCAAUAGUGCUCUGUUUAUACGAUAAGGUAAAUCACCACAAAAAUAAAUGGAAGUGUGUUUUCCGAGACGGUAUUGUCGGCGUGAAUGGGAAGGAUUACUUAUUUUUUAAAGCUAAUGGAGAAUUUGAGUGGAUUUAA